AUGAAAAAACAACAAAUAAGUGGUAUAAUAUUAAAAAUAUACAUUAUAGUAAGCUUAAAUGGUGUUUUAAACUAUAGAAUACAAAAAAGAAGUGAGUCAUUUGAACGAAAAGGGGAAUUCAAAGUUAAAAAUACACUCCACAAAAUUGAAAUUAUGAGUUCUAAACGAGAGUUUCCCCUGGAAGACGACGCGCCACUGAAGGAGUUCGACCCGGAAGUGCACGGAAUUCUGGAGAAGGAAAGAAAUCGGCAAAGAUAUUCAGUCGACCUGAUCGCGUCGGAGAACUACGCAAGCAGAGCGUGUCUGGAGGCGCUGGGAUCGGUCUUCACGAACAAGUACAGCGAAGGGUACCCGGGAAGAAGGUACUACGGAGGCUGCAAGCACGUCGACGAGCUGGAGACGCUGUGUAUGCAGAGGUGCCUCCAGGUGUUCGGGCUCCCCGAGGAGGACUGGGGAGUCAACGUGCAGGCGCUGUCAGGCUCCCCGGCGAACUUCGCAGUCUACUGCGCGCUCCUGGAGCCGCACGACAAGCUGAUGGGCCUCUCGCUGAUGGGCGGAGGGCACCUCACGCACGGCUACUACAUCGGAAAAAAGAAGAUAUCGGCAUCCUCGAUUUUCUUCUCGCCGCUCUCGUACACGCUGGACCCUGAGACGGGCCUGAUAGACUACAAGGAGCUGGAGAAGCUGGCGAAGCUGUACUGCCCGAGGCUGAUAAUAGCAGGAGCGUCAACAUACACAAGGCACAUCGACUACAAAAGGUUCCGGGAGAUUGCGGACAGCGUCGACGCGUACCUGAUGGCGGACAUUGCGCACAUCUCAGGGCUGGUGGCGGCAGGAGUGCACCCAUCGCCGUUCGAGCACUGCCACGUGGUGACGUCGACAACACACAAGUCGCUGAAGGGGCCGAGGUCGGGCAUGAUUUUCUACAACAAGAAGCUGCUCCCGGAGUUCGGAGAGUGCAUCAACAACGCAGUGUUCCCGACGCUGCAGGGAGGCCCGCACAACAACAAAAUAGCAGCACUGGCAGUGCAACUGAGACAGAUGCUGAAGCCGGAGUGGAAAGCAUACGCACAGAGCGUUGUGGACACGGCAAGAACACUGGCCUCGGAACUGGAAAGGAGGUCGUUUAAAAUUCUGACGGGGGGGACGGACAACCACACCGUGAUCGUGGAUCUGCGGCCAUUCGACGUGACGGGAAGCAAGAUGCAAAUAGUGUGCGAGCUGGUGAACCUAACGAUAAGCAAAAGCACACUACCGGGGGAUAAGUCGGCGCUGAACCCGUCGGGAAUACGCCUGGGAACGCCAGCGCUGGUGUCCAGAGGAGCGAAAAGGGAGGACAUGGAGUUUGUGGCGGAGGCCCUGAGUAAGGCGGUGGACAUCUGUGUUAAAGUUCAAGCGCAAAAGGGGAAGAAGCUGGUGGAUUUCAAGGUGGGUCUGGAGGAGAACGAGGAGGUGUUGAAACUGAGGAGCGAGGUCGUGGAGUGGGUGUCGAAGUUCCCAUACGUUGAUUAA
Molecule: messenger RNA, 1512 nt
Organism: Theileria orientalis strain Shintoku
Lineage: Eukaryota; Apicomplexa; Aconoidasida; Piroplasmida; Theileriidae
Product: serine hydroxymethyltransferase
Exons: 5
Coding region: 1-1512 (503 amino acids)
Biological process (GO): tetrahydrofolate interconversion; L-serine catabolic process; folic acid metabolic process
Cellular component (GO): cytoplasm
Molecular function (GO): zinc ion binding; serine binding; cobalt ion binding
Source: RefSeq, a predicted model, not a curated record